Messenger RNA from Marchantia polymorpha subsp. ruderalis, 763 nucleotides. The record is from the annotation of a GenBank genome assembly. NCBI's taxonomy places the organism in Eukaryota, Viridiplantae, Streptophyta, Marchantiopsida, Marchantiales, Marchantiaceae.
CGGAUGGGAGGGAGUGAGGGAGGGAGGGAGGUUUGACUUCCUGUGAAAGUUGAUGAGGGGCUUGUUAUGGUGGCAUGGAAGAUAAUCCUCGCUGUUGAAAGUAAUCCUUAAUGUUCCUAAACUGCCGUGGGAAUCUUCGCACUGUUAAUUAAGCAGUUUGGCUCAGAGGCAUGAGCUGCCUGUCGGUACCAUUCGAUGGCCUCUUGAAAGCUGGGUUCUAUUUCGGCCACACGGCAAAUCGAGUGCCUAAGUCGGGCCAACACGCUGUUGAGCUGCCGUCCGUCUCUACACGAUCUACAACCUGGAGCUCUUUGUGGUUCCAUGGCAGGUCCAACGCUUCCACUUGUCUCCGCGGAUCUGCUGCAGCUGCAGCUGCAGGCUCUGGCUCGUGCUCUUCUCUGCAUCAAAGAGUUACACAUCCUCCAGAUUCCGUGGUUCAGCUCAGGGGCUGCUUGACUUUGAUUCUUCCAGUGGGAAGAAUCAAAGUCAAUUGGAAGCUUAAUUGGAGUGUUUACAGCUCAAUUAAGUGAUCGUGAGCCGCUGAUAGACUUUCCUCAUCCGGAAGAAGUUUCGUGCAAUUGCCAUCACCAGGACUCUCAUUUGCAAAGUGCUUUUUUAUUUGGCCUCCCGAGGAUUGCAUAGUCUGUUACUGUGACACUGUCUCUCUCGCUGUCACUGAAUUCACUAUUUGCCCACUGUCAGUUUCUGUACGUUUACUCAGGCCGACCUCUGGUCAGGACAGAUGAUAAACAUCGCAGCUUUU